Molecule: messenger RNA, 1543 nt
Organism: Trichogramma pretiosum
Lineage: Eukaryota; Metazoa; Arthropoda; Insecta; Hymenoptera; Trichogrammatidae
Exons: 2
Coding region: 68-1501 (477 amino acids)
Cellular component (GO): cytoplasm; nucleus
Molecular function (GO): protein binding
Source: RefSeq, a predicted model, not a curated record
CGACAAAUAUUAAUAUUUUGAAUUAUUAACGACUUACUGUUUUUCUGUGUGAUAGUUUAUCAAAAUAAUGACAUUUUACGAUAGUAAUGAUAAUCCCAGUGCUAGUAAUUAUAAUAUUUAUUAUGAAAGCGACUUCGUGUUUCUCGGUGACUUAUACUUUAGUGAAUUGAAAAAUGAACGAGAGAAGAUCAAUUGGGACAUCGUGAAAGAACGAAAUCUAUUGUUCGAUCGUGUUGUGUUAUUGAUUAAUAGGUGGAAAGGCAAACUUCCAGAUCUCGGAGAAAUUUUUCAGCCAAAAGAAAUUGAUUGGCUUCUCACGAGAGAUGUGUGGACUCUAGACAGACCUGACCCCACGAUUAGCAGAUUUUCACUUAUCCACUUUGUGAUCAAGACCGGCUACAAAGACAGUCUCAUUAAAGAUAAGGAUAAUAAGCCACUGUUGCGUCGUACCACACCAGUGCAUCGUGCGGCCAUGAAUUACGAAUGCAUCUUUCGCCUCCUAUUAAACAUAUACGAUAGAUUCGACGUCAACUACAUCGACGAGUUUGGUUUCACUCAUUUUCAUGCGGCCUGCAUGUAUGGCUGUGAAGACAUCGUUGCUAAAUUCCUCGAGCUCGGGCAGAACCCGGAUGGCCUCGCACAAGAAACGGACGUGAGUGUGGCCGAUCCGCCGCUGCACUUGGCUCUGACCCAUGGCAGAAAAGAAGUGAUCGAAUUGCUGUUAAGAAGUGGCGCCAAUGCAAAUUUAGCCAACGCGAACGGAUGGACUCCGCUGCAUAUUAUUUGCAAAGAUGAUAACGAUAACUGUGACUUGGCGGAGUUAUUCUUCAAGAUAAACGAUGAUAAACGACAGGCGAUACAGCUCAACGCCGUGGACAAUUUGGGCCGAACACCGCUGCAAUGUGCAGUGGCACAACUUUGCCCGGGUUUGGUCGAGAUUUUGUUGAAUCGUGGUGCCGAUUUAUCUAGCUUCGUUUUCCCAACCGAGACUUACUUUGUCUCGAGAUUUCAAUGCCAUCAUCCUCUAUUGAUCGACCGAGAACCGAAACUAGUUUCUGACGUGCUGGUCAUUCUUGAACGCCUAAUGAAAAGAGGAUACGAACUAAGUCUAAGGGGCGCGCUAACGAUCAUGAAAUUCUUCGAUCACAUCGGAAAGCCUAUCUACAAAGUAUACCUUUUUUUAGAAGAUCUUGACACCUUGAAACCCUGCAGGAUAUGUGAGUCUGACAACCAAUGGACACAUUUAUGUUCUGCUCACAAAUCUGUGAUGAUGUCUAGGACAUUUUUCGAGUGUUGGGCGCUGAAAUUUUUCUUCAUGCUAACGGGACACCGGCUACCAAUUCUCUGCUGUGAAAUAAUCAUUAAACAGUUGUCAAACGAGGAUUUGUUGAGGAUGUGCAUGGCAGUUGAGAUCGUUAUAAAAGAGCAGAGCCAAACGCACGACGUCCAUGACAAAGUUAACGAGAUCGAGCAAUUUCAAAAUUUACUCAUAGAUAAAUAAUUUUGAAAAAAUUUCAUCAGUGUGUUCCAAGCAUGUUUUCAA